CAUCGGAGAGACAGGUUCAUGCGUCGGAUUGUAAGUGUGACACGCACACACAGUCGCCAGUUGGCUACAGUCGGUCUAUCAGCUGUGCAACGCAGUGUGUAUACUGCAAAGAAGAACGUGUGUCGGUUUUUACUCGCGCGAGAUAUUCUAGACAAGGUUGUUUAAUAAUAGAGUAUUAUCACGAUUCGCGGACGCGAUCCUGACCAACUGCCGCACGUUGCGGAUUGCGAAUCACGAAUAUCACGAGCCAUAUGAUUUUGUUCGACGUGCUACACGCACGCCACGCAUCUUCGUUUAUUCUGACCAUUGCACGACACAAUACCACUCGACUGGCAUCAACAGUGCCGUAUCACACUCGGUGGGUUUUAGUUCAAAACAAGGUUUUAUAUCGUAAUCUCCGAUCGAAGAAGUAGCAGGACCGCCGCGGGAAACGUGUAAUUGGGCCAUAUGGAUCGAGCAAGAGGACGAACCUCGAUGGGUAAUUGUCGCUCCAGAAAGCUUGGUAUUUGCGUGAGUGUGGUUGCACUCGGGAUCUUCAUCGCUUGCACACUAUUAGCAUACACUGCGUUUGCAUCUCCGGUUACUAAUCAUGCUACGUUACAGCAGGUGGUUUUCCUGUUUCGUCACGGCGAUCGAACUCCCACAGAGACUUACCCUAAGGACCCUUACAUAAAUUAUACGUGGCCCGGUGGCUGGGGCGCCUUAACCAAGAAAGGAAUGCUUCAACUAUAUAACCUGGGUCAGUGGAUUCGCUCGGAAUACGGUACUAUAAUCGGUAAUAAAUUUGAAAGCGCAACAACACUGGUGCAUAGCACCGAUGCGGAUCGAUGCAUUAUGUCGGCACAGGCAUUACUUGCCAGAUUGUUUCUACCAAAUCCUGAGGACAUGUUCAUACCCGGAUUGGAGUGGACGCCCGUUCCUGUUCAUGCGAUACCACGAAACUUGGACAAGUUGUUAGCAGUAAAAGCACCGUGCCCGAGACUGGCGGAAGCAUUAAAACAAGCAUAUAUAAACGAGGAGAAAAGAUCGGGCGCAAAAAUGGCCGAUUAUUACAAAGAACUGACGAGCCAUACCGGACAGAAUAUGACAACAAUCACCGAUGUCGAAUUUCUUUACAACACUCUCGAGAUCGAAGAACAACACGACUUAAAGCUGCCGACAUGGACGCAGAAAUUUUAUAAUAACGAGAUGCGCGAAAUAGCAACUCGCAGCUUAGCAAUUUUCACCGAGAGCACCACUCAAAAACGUCUAUUGCGAGGUCCGCUGCUGAAAGAAAUUUUGCACGGUAUGGAGGAGACUAGAACUAGUUCUACCCCGAAACGAUCUUAUUUUUAUUCCGCCCACGAUAUAACUAUAGUAAACGUGCUGAGAACGAUGGGAUUUACGAAUGAACUUUUUAAACCCGAUUAUGGUGCGAUGCUCAUAUUCGAGCUGCAUCUUGUCAAUAAUGGAGCUGAUCAAGAAGUAAAGGCACUAUAUUUAAACAGUACGGAAACGAGUACAACGCAUCCUAUGAAAAUUCCUAACUGCGCGAGUCCUUGUCUAUUGCAAAAUCUCAAGCAAGUAUGGCGAAAAGUAAUUCCGAAUGAUUGGGACGCAGAAUGUAAAAUGAUUGUCAAUAUGUUCAGCUGGCUAAAUCGCGAAGAAAACAACAAGCAAGAUCUGUUUGAAAAUGUCACUGACGGCCUCAAGAGAAUAUACAAAUCCAAAUUGUUACCAUUGGAACAAUAUUAUCAAUUCCAUGACUUUCAUUCACCACAAUUAGAUGACCCAGAUUUUGAUGCAAAACCCAUGAUUCUCUUAGUUGGGCAAUAUUCCACUGGCAAAACUACAUUUAUUAAAUAUCUGUUGGAGAGAGAAUUUCCUGGCAUUAGAAUCGGACCAGAACCUACUACAGACCGAUUUAUAGCAGUUAUGUAUGAGGAGAAGGAAGGUGUCAUUCCUGGAAAUGCAUUGGUUGUGGAUCCAAACAAACAGUUCAGGCCACUUUCAAAAUUUGGCAAUGCAUUCUUAAACAGAUUUCAGUGUUCAACAGUAGCUUCGCCUGUUUUAAAAGGCAUAUCUAUAGUUGAUACACCUGGUAUAUUGUCUGGUGAAAAACAACGAGUGGACAGAGGAUACGACUUUACUGGUGUUUUGGAAUGGUUUGCUGAACGUGUAGAUAGGAUUAUAUUGUUGUUUGAUGCUCACAAACUUGAUAUAUCAGACGAGUUUCGUAGAUCUAUUGAGGCUCUACGUGGACAUGAUGAUAAAAUUAGGAUUGUUCUUAAUAAAGCUGAUAUGAUAGAUCAUCAACAACUCAUGAGAGUAUAUGGUGCAUUGAUGUGGUCUUUAGGAAAAGUGUUACAAACUCCAGAAGUGGCCAGAGUUUAUAUUGGCUCUUUUUGGGAUCAGCCACUAAGAUAUGAUGUUAAUAGAAGACUAUUUGAAGAUGAAGAACAGGAUUUAUUCAAAGAUAUGCAGUCGCUGCCUAGAAAUGCUGCAUUGAGAAAACUUAAUGACUUAAUUAAAAGGGCACGUUUGGCAAAGGUGCACGCAUAUAUAAUAAGCGCUUUGCGGAAAGAUAUGCCAAGUAUGUUUGGCAAAGAUACCAAAAAGAAAGAACUAAUAAAGAAUUUAGGUCAAAUUUAUGAUCAAAUUCAAAGAGAACAACAGAUUUCGCCUGGUGAUUUUCCAGAUCUGAAGAAAAUGCAAGAAUGCUUAGCACAUCACGAUUUUAGUAAAUUUAAUCCUCUGAAACCUAAACUUUUAGAAGUAGUAGACAAGAUGCUUGCUGAAGACAUCGCAAAGCUUAUGGCUAUGAUACCACAUGAAGAAAUCACUAAAAUUUCGGAACCACUUAUUAAAGGAGGUGCAUUCGAAGGUGUAGAAGAUCAAGUUAGUCCAUUUGGAUACAAAAGAGGAGAAGGAAUUGAUGCAGGAGCAGGUGAACCAGAAUGGAUUGUUAAUAAAGAAAGAUACAAGUAUGAUAGCAUGUUUGAAUCGCUUGGACCACAAGAUGGAAAAAUUACGGGAGCAGCGGCCAAAUCAGAAAUGGUCAAAUCCAAAUUGCCGAACAGCGUACUUGGAAAAAUCUGGAAACUUUCGGACAUCAAUAAAGAUGGAUUCUUAGACUCUGAUGAAUUUGCAUUAGCCAUGCAUCUAAUUAAUGUAAAACUCGAAGGCUAUGACCUUCCGACUGAGCUGCCAGAACAUUUAAUACCACCAUCAAAACGCGAUAUAUAAUAUACGAUUUUUAUAUCGUAAUUUAUUAUAUUUCAUAAAUGGCUACGUGCUUGGACCCAAAAAACUAUUGGACGUUAAGUUUACAGGUUUGACAACUGUAAUGUUACAUUUUAUGAUCAGCUGUAUCAUCUUACGUGCAUAUUGUGUUCUUUUAAUAAUAUAUCAAGGCCGGGGAUGAUAAUUUGCAAUUUUUAGAGUUACCAUAUGAUCAAUUAAUAAAAGAUGCAUCACUAUUUUUCAAAUAUAAUUUUUUUUAAUUGACAUAACAAAUUAUACAAUACGCGAUGCUUAUUACUCUGACAUUAUUAUUAUAUAAACAAUUUAAAAUAUAUUUUUUUUAAAGAUAUUGAGUUAUUAAUUUAUACAAUUGAAUCUUUGGCCUUGGAAUUGCAUAUUUUAUAACUUUAUAAUCAUACGUCUUGAAGUACGGAUUGUCGUUGAUCAAUGAAUAAGAGACUGUAUUGAGAUAUAUUAAAACAAAUAGCUUUUUCUUUUUAAAGGGUAUUAUGCAGGAUAUUUCUAAGGGAUUUAGUCUAAUUUUAGGAACAUGUGCUCAGAAUGAAAUAAGCUUAUAUUAAACUUAAAGUAUUGACAAAUACCUUAUGCGUGAUAAGAAAUCUACAUAAAUUAAAAUCAACUUCUUAUUUACAAUUAACAGAAUAUGUUUCCAAAGUUAGACCAAAUCUUUUGAAAUAUCUUGUAAAAGAUAUGUAAGAAGAUAGAGAAUAUAUGAGAAGAUAUAAGACUGGAAUACAAAUAUAAAUUUUGCAUAAUCUAAAAAAAUUUAACUUUUAAAUUAUAUUUUCGUUAAUAAUUUAAAUUAUAUUUUCGUUAAUAAUAGGAACUACUAUUUUAUGCUGUACAUUGAGAAAAAUCUUUUUCAUCAAAUUCUUAAUCUAAUAAAAACAUUUAAAACUUUUAAAAGUAAUAAAAAU
Molecule: messenger RNA, 4160 nt
Organism: Linepithema humile (Argentine ant)
Lineage: Eukaryota; Metazoa; Arthropoda; Insecta; Hymenoptera; Formicidae
Gene: Past1
Product: putative achaete scute target 1
Biological process (GO): dephosphorylation
Molecular function (GO): phosphatase activity
Source: RefSeq, a predicted model, not a curated record